This is a messenger RNA of Strongylocentrotus purpuratus (purple sea urchin), 6665 nucleotides long. It is a transcript of the gene ofd1, whose product is annotated as oral-facial-digital syndrome 1 protein homolog. Gene Ontology annotation, biological process: epithelial cilium movement involved in determination of left/right asymmetry. The transcript is spliced from 24 exons. The record is from RefSeq and is a predicted model, not a curated record. Gene Ontology annotation, molecular function: protein binding. Bases 241 to 3438 code for a protein of 1065 amino acids. Gene Ontology annotation, cellular component: ciliary basal body; centrosome. NCBI's taxonomy places the organism in Eukaryota, Metazoa, Echinodermata, Echinoidea, Camarodonta, Strongylocentrotidae.
UUCCCCACUGCACUCUCGCUCGACGCGCGGGACAAUUUGAAAGGAGCAGUCGACCCCCCUCAUAUAUAAAUUGAAAAUAACAGUUAGCCGUAUGAAAAUUGAGAGGUAUUUUGUUCACGACGUCGAUGUUAAAGGUAUGACAUUACUUUGGGACCAUGAGAUGAUUAAAUGUUGGAUACAAAUUGAAAAUACAGAAAGUGAAGCUGGCACAAAAAUAAAGUUGGAGGGAUCUGAAUCAUCAUGGAUUCUAGCAGUGAUACAGAGCCUAUGUCGGCUGGUGAAUUAAAAUCAAGGCUCUACCAGACUUUCAGAGAAAGGGGAUUGGUCGAAUCACUCAAGUCGCAGCUACGAACCAAGCUUGUGACAGAACUGAGACAGAGUGCCAAUUUACAGCAUGUCAAGUUUGCCUCAAGUCCGUCAGCAAUCGUAACGGCUUCCCUCGAUGGCUCCUCAUCACUCAUGCUAAGAGCUGCCAACUCUCUGGUCGCCGACCACCUGAGACGAGGUGGCUAUGAUUACUCAGUUGCUGUCUUUUUGCCAGAGAGUGGAGCUGCAGAAGACAAGUUGUUCACUGUACCAGACUUGUUAGAUCUUCUGAGAAUUGCUCCAAGCUCUCAAUUGUACAAGAAGUUGGCUGCUGAACUCCCAAGAUAUGAUUCAAAAGGAUUCCUUUGGCAGCUAUUAACAGAGUUGAGUGCUGGUCAGGCAAGAAAGCAGGAGCAUGUAGGCAUACAGGUUGAUGCACACCCAAUGCACCAGUCUUCCAUAGAGAGAAAACUGCAGAAUGUUGAUGAUGCAUACAAGCAGAAAUCAGAGGAGGAUGACAUUCUGAACAGACACGCCAUCCAAGAGAGUCUACUCAAACUAAAACGUGAGAUGGAGAUCAAGUCCAGAGAGGAGAUUAAUCGAGAGAUUUCCAGGUUUAAAGAGAGUUCAUUGAAACGUGUCGAGCUGGAGGAGAGGGAGAAAGCUCGUAAAGAAAUUGCAAGUGCUAGAAGACAGAUAGAGAACACAUACCAAGCAAAGUCAGAUGCACUGAGGGAUCGAGAGCAAUCUACCAUGGAAAGGAUACAGAAACAUCAAGAGUUAGUUGAGAAGGAAACCUAUGCCCAGAGACAGAGCCUUCUUGAUGAGCUUAGAACCAUUAAACAGAGGGAGGCAGGUAUCAGAAGAGAAGCAGAAAUCAAUGGAAGGGCUGCCAAGAUGGAGGAAGACAAGAGGAAAGCCAUGGAAGAAAACCUGAGAAUGAGAGAGGCAGCUGUAGCAAACAUAGAAACAACUUAUGAAAAUAGACUCAAGGAAGAAACAAAAAGGUAUGAGCUUGAUUAUGAGGCAAGGCUUGCCAAGAGACUGAGUGAGCUGGAGCAGAGAGAAGCCAAAAUAAGAGCUGAACAGAGAAGUAUGAUUGACGACAAGGAGACCCUGAAAUCAACAAAGGAACAACUCCAUGGAAAAACAAAUCACAUUUUAGAGUUAGAGAAUCUCCUAAAGGAAGCAAAAGCAGAGGCUGCAUCAGCUGCUAAUAGGAGUGACUUGGUAAACGAGAGAAUGAGAACAAUGGUUGAUUAUCCUACACUGAAAGAUAGCAACACCAUUCUCAAACGAGAUCUGGAACAUGCGAAAAUGCGUAUCGCAGAGCUGGGAAGCGAAUACAAAGGAGAGCAGACGAGGCAUGAGGAAUUGAUCAAGCAGUUGAGUGAGAGGAUGUCAAGACCGUCCCCGGAGCUACAGGCCUUGAGAAGUGAGCUACAGCAGACGAGAGAACAGCUCAGUCAUGAGAAGGCAACAGUACAACACAUGGAGGCUCAAUGGAAUACAAGGCUACAAGAAGAAAUUGAGUCCAACAAGGACCUACGGCACAGGCUCUCAGAACAGACCAAUGAAAUGGCUUCUCUCAUGCGGCAGCUAGCCGACCUCAAAUUGGCACUGCGUCAGACACAGACUGCUCUCAAUAACAACAUCUACCAUCCAGACAGGAAUCUGGGGUUAGCUGUAGACGACACCCUCCACAACAGCAAUCUAGGUAACGACAUCUACAUGGACACCUCCCUUCAUCGUAACACACUGGGUCCUGAGCUCCUAUUGGCCGAUUCCAGCAGAUACCAACUGCCAUUGGACGAUUCAAACAGCGGGGAGGAUAGUGAGUCGCAGGGUGGAGAUUCCAUUGCUUUCAUUGAACAGACCAAGGCAAGGUUCAGGCAGCUAGAGAGGGAAGCUGAGCAUCUGGAACACAACUAUCAAGAUCUCCAACACAGGAUGAGUGGUGCAGGAGGGUCCUACCAAAGCCCCGGCCCUGAAUCACUAUAUUCAUCCACCAGACCACCUUCAGAUAUGCGAAUGUCAAGGAUUCCUGAUCAAAGCUCUCAUCUACCACUAGAUGGCAGCAGACAGGCUUUGAGGGAAUCCACUCACAGUCACAGCUCUCCCCAUUCCAAACAUCCCAAAAAGCACUCAGGUCCACACAAAUCCAAAGCUCGAAAGGAAAGAUCCGCUGAUGAUAGAACAAGACUUGCAGAAAGUUCUGGAAGUAAGCAAGUAGGAGGUCCUGCUCUAGACCACACUGAUCGCAGGAUGUCUGAGAAGCGCACCCGGUCAUCAUCAUCGUCCUCGUCCUCAUCUUCAAUAUCAUUAAAGUUAAAUACAUCUGACCUGGGAGGUCCUGAUCGGAAGGAUGAUGCCAUGUGGAUGUCACCUGGCACCACAGCAGGUGCAAUAGGUGAAGGAAACCUGUCCCACCUCAGUGACCAUUCUGUUCCUCAAGCCCUAAGCGAUGAUGAACAGAAGAGAGCAACAGCUGAAGAGAGAAGACGCAAAGAAGAGGAGGAAAGAAAGAAGAUGGAAACUGAAAGAAUCAGACGGGAAGAGGAAGACAGGAGACAUGAGGAAGAAGAGAGGAGGAGAGAGGAGACGGGAAGAGCUAGGGCUGAUGAAGAAGAGAGAAGGAGGAGAAUGGAGGAGGAAGAAGAAGAACAGAGAGCUUGGGAGGAGAAGAGAAGAAAGAAGGAGGAGGAGAGAAAACGGAAGGAGCAGGAGGCAAGGGAGAGGGAGCAGAAGAUGUUAAUGGAGCUUCAAAAACAAGAGUCAGGUGCAAGCGGUGGUGUUCCAGAGCCAAAGCAAGAUCAUUCAGCUGGCCUGAAUGACACUUAUGAGUUGGGAGAUGAUGGAAAGAAAGAUGAACAGGAAGAGAAGAAAGAGGAGGAGGAUGGUGUGAAGAUCGACCCGGUGAUGCAAAGAUACAUGAUGAUGGUGCAACAACGCAAGCAGCAACAGGAUGCAACUCCCGCAACUCAAGAACCGGAAGUGAUUCCAGAUUCGCCUCCAAUCAGUCAUAAAUCAGAUGGAACGAUCUCAGGGGAAGAGAUGGAAGGAGGGGUGGAGGAAGACCCAGCUAGUGCUGGCAAAGCCUCUGAUAACGAUGAUCCUUUUGGAGACUGGUAACAUACACUUCAUCACUUCACUUGAGAUUACGUCUUUUGGAACUCAUUUUAUAUUAUUUUUUCUUUCUUUUGAGUUUGUAGAUUUUAAAAUUCAGUUCAUCCAUAGGUUUAGAAUUCAUGAAAUGUGUGUUGAUAUAAACCAAUGGUGCUGUAAGUGGUGUUCUUCAUACAGUGAAAGUGAAUUUUUACUUAAAUACGAUAUAUUGUCAAGAAAUCCCUUGUCCCAAAAAACCCUACCUGAUUUUGUUUUGGUAAACUAUCUCUCUGUACAACAAAACUUUUUUUUCUCUUAAGAAAAGUAUAUAGAGUCUUGAACAAACUCUGUUUUUAUUUGAAUUUCAUAAACACAACAAGAAUUCCUCAUAUUAUGAAAAAUUUGCAAGAGAUGCAACAUAAUGUUGCUCUGUAGAUAGAAAUCUUUAUAAACUUCUUGCUAUGAGGAAUUGUUCAAGGAAAUCAAUCAUAUUAGUUAGGAUUCACAAUUAUUCAUUUUAUUGCAGUUGAUACAAGAAAAUAAUUUAGUGGUACAGUAGAUGUUUGCUAUUAGAAGUGAUGUUCUUGUUGGGGGUAAUUAUUGAAUACACUGUAUUUAUUAUUGAAUAUUUCAUGAUUUUGUAAUUGAAGAAUAGCGAUGUAAACAGACAUACUAAAGCUUUUCGUCUUGCACUCAGAGGAAAUCGCAAGAAUUAACAGAAGGCCAAAAUCAGACGAUUAUAAGUGGAAGGUAAAGGAAAAAAGUGUGCCAAAAUAUUACAGGCUGUGAUUGGCUGCCGGAAAGUAGACGUGAAGCCAGUCAUUUUAAUGAAACUGGUCUGUAGCAAUGCUAGCUAGAUUAACACUAGAGUUCUCACAAACUUUUUCUGUUGGCAUUCAAUAGGUUCAGUAAGCUGAUUAUAGGCAGCUUUCAGCAUGCCUGGAUGAGGGAAGUUUCUUGCUUGGCUGAGAUCUAUGAACCAAGAUGAACAGAAUUGGUCAGCUCAUUCUUGAUUCUUCAGUAAGUGGUGUGUGAUAGCAGAGUUGGCUAUGUCUGCUAUUAUCAGCCGCGUUGUUUGCUUACAUGAGCAUGUGGGUUGUGAAAGCACACUGAUCUGAUGGUUUCAGAUGGAAGUGGACACAUGUUGGUCGAUGGGAUCUGACAAUCUUGGAGUUGUACGCCCUAGGUACCAAGCUUCACAUCAACACUUGAAUUCAUAAAUUACAUUGCUAAUCUGUGUGAUAGGGAGCACAUCUCUACUGACAGAUGAGACCAUUCUGUGUGUAGGAAAUGCUACUCGCAGCUUGAUGGUAGUGUAAGUGUUACAGACAGCUUGUUUGAUCUGCUUUUCAAAAUUUUUGGAAUUCUUCCCUCGCCGCGUAGUUUCAGGUAGACAGGGUAUUUGAUAGUCUUUAUCUGUUUGUUCAAUUGACGUUGCAUUAGAUAAUAUGAUCCGGAUAUCCGUUCUUAUACGCACGAUAUUCUUAAUAUGGUCAAUCUCAGCGGCAAGUUUGCGGUCAACGAGCAUAUUGAUUACCUGGUAGGUUAAUUUUGUAUCGGGUAGGAUUUAAUGGAAAUACGCACAUGUCGGCUAAUGCGAUUUGCUAGUCUUCGAGUUGUACGCCAUAUUUACCGAGCGUCACUUAGCGAUACGGCAAGCAUUUUUAUUGACUUAUGUGAAUUAUACUUAGUCCGAUAUUGAGCAGUUUGUCCUGGCGCGCGGAUUGGGAUUCGGAAUUCCUAACUCCAACAUCAAGCGCAAAUGUCUGAUUGCCAUGCAUGGUCUUCGGACCGAUUCUGACAUUCACAUUAGCGAGCCUGAAUUAAAGGCACCCGCGUCAUGAUUUUAAACCGGAAUGAUUUAUACUAGCAAAAAGUUUGAAAAGGUUUGAAAAAUUUGAGACGCAUCUGAGUUUGACCGCACUGUCAGUUUCAUUAACAUCAUGUACGCACAAGUAGAUAGUCUCACCGUUGGGUCCUAUACUAGCGAAUAUUUGAAUUGGCUAUCACAAAAACAUGCAUUUGUUGAUACAAGCACUAAUCUAUCGCUUGCAAUGUCUUACAGUAGCGCAGCGUGCAUGAAUUUUCUUGCACAUCUCAUUGCUCUCCACCCGUCAUUCCCAUACACAAUCGAAAUGUGAUGGAAUGUGGUGGCUUGAUGUACCGGUAGAGAAGUCAGCGCACGGUUUCUUUACUGCCAUUUUUCGGAAACCUACAUUGUACAUGUCGAGACUCGUUUAGUCCUAUCUGACACAAUUGGCCUAGCGGUAAUCAAUGUUCAUUGCAAACUUGCCGCUGACAGUGACCUUAUUGAGAGUAUCUUAGCGCGUGUGAGAAUGGAUAUCCCGAUCAUAUUAUCAAAUGCACAGUCACAGCAGAAUUAAAAAAACAAAUGGUCUUUGGGCCUAGCAAGACUACCUAAAACAACCGGGAUGAGUGAAAGUUUCCAAAAAGUUUGAAAAGCAGAUCAAAUUAGCUGUCUGAAACACUUUCACUACCGUCGAGCCGCGCACGUUAUUUACUACACACAGAAGUAUCUCAUCUGUCAGUAAAGAUGUGCUUCCUACCACACAGAUUAGCAGUGUUACCUAUGAAUUCAAGAGCCGAUGUGAAGCUUGGUAUCUAGGGCGUACAACUCAAAGAUUGUCAGAUCUCAUCAACCAACACAUGCACACUUCCAUCUGAAACCCUCAAAUCAGCUUGCUUUCACAACCCACAUGUUUGUGUAAGUAAACAAUGUGGCUGAUAAUAGCAGACAAAGUCAACUCUGCUGUUGCACACCACUUACUGAAGAAUCAGGAAUGCGCUGACCAAUAUUGUUCAUCUUGGUUCAUAGUCUCAGCCAAGCAAGAAACUUCACUCAUCUAGGCAUGCUGGAAGCCACCUAUAUUCAGCUCACUGAUCCUAUUCUGUGCCAACAGAAAUAAUUUGUGAGGACUCUCAUGUUAUUCUAGCUAGCAUUGCUGCAGACCAGUUUCAUUAAAUGAAUGGCUUUACACCGACUUUCUGGCAGCCAAUCACAGCCUGUUAUAUUUUGGCACUCUUUGUUCCUUUAACUUGCGCUUAUUUUCGCUGGUUUUGCUUUCUGUUCAUUCUUGUGAUCAACUCUGAUGAGUGCAAUAUGAAAAGCUAUAGUAUGUCUGUUUUUGCUACUAUUCAAAUAUUUUAUGGAUAUGCAAUGCUUUUGAAUUGUAAAUAAAUUUUAAUCAUUAUUUAUUGUAUGUAAAAUAAAUCGGAAUAUCUUUGAACUAAAA